AUGCAGUGUAAUGGCUCCAUUCCCUGUCCUCUCACUGACUGCUAAUAAUUGCAAUGGAGACGUACUAGCAGUCUGUGGAACUAAAGAUGUUCAAGUGAUGUCAGUCAAUGCUCAAGGCUAUGUUACCAGUAGGAUUAAUCUGCAUCCAUCAGUGGACACUGCUUCUGGCUAUAUUGUCAAAUGUAUGUGGUUACCUGGUUCAGAGUCUACAUUAGCCAUUGUCACUGAUACUUUUAUUAAGAUUUAUGAUUUAUCAGUUGAUUCUCUGAGCCCUUCAUAUUACUUCAUUGUGUUUAGCGAAAAGAUAAGAGACGCUUGCUUUGUUGUCACAGAAGAGGCCACUUGUGUGUUGGUUAUGAUGUCAAACGGUCAAAUAUUUUAUCAGCAAGUCAGCUCAGAGUGUUCAGCAUCAGAAGGCCCAGUCUAUUUCACUGUUGAUUUUAUAGUUAAUCAUCCAUCAAUACAGAAUGUUGAUGGGCGUGUCUGUGAGGGUGGAGCCUCAAUUUAUUACUCGCAGUCGUUGCAGAUGUUGUUCUUUAGUUAUAGAAAUGGCAAGUCAUUUAUGGCCACAUUGGAUGGAACUCUUAGUAAAACUAACUUGAUUGUAGAAAUACCAUUGAAGAGUAAUACAAUAACUAAUUCAGAUAAGACCAGUACCACUACUCCUCCAUUACUGGAGUGGCAGGAGGUGAGAGGUCACCCUGGUCUGGUAUCAGCUCUCACUGGCGGUACCAGUAAUCCUGUUCUCUUACUCGUCAAACCUGAUUGUCUCCUUAUACAAGAACAGAAGCCUCUCUCAGUCAAAUCAAGAAUACAAGGGACAGCUCUAGUAGUACAGCCAUCUUCAAAUGAAAUGUCUUCCCGUACGUCAUUAUUACUGAUAUCAGAGGAUGGUAGCCUGAGGAUACAGUAUUGCAAUAAUAAUGAGUCAGUCAAUCACUGGCUCCAGAGGAAGUACACCCCCUCAACACCUCUGGCUUAUUUAACACAGUUCUCUAAGAAAUCAAUCAAGAUCAAGAAGAGAUCAAAGCCUCCAAAGAUACCAGUUGAUUUCUUUGAGCACUGCACUCGAAUGCAGAAUGCUGAACUAGAGUUUGGUGGUACUGAUAUUCUUCAUGUGUACAAUAAGGAACAAGUUAAGCACAGACUCAAUGUUGGGGGACUUUACAUAGCCAGCACUAAACCUGGUGGUUUUACUCUUGAGGUCAAUAACUUACAGUCAGACACUAACGUGAUGGUUGGUGCUAGGAUCCUCUUAGGCUGCCGGUCGUUAGAGAGGACCCCAUCAUACAUUGAUGUCUAUGGAAGGAAACAAACUGUAACCUUUCCAGGUGGUAUUGCUCGCUGGUUUGAUGUUCCUUUAUCAAGAGACGAAUGUCUGCAGUCUGACAAGCAAUUUAAUAUAACUUUUGGUCCCAGUAUGGACUCCUCUGGUAUUAAUAUGGUUGAUUGUGUUCGUAUUUACAUGAAGACGAAGGAUGAAUUUGGGUUUCCUGAGCGUCCCGUUACCCCCGGCCUCUCCCUGGCCCCCGGGGGGAGGGUCCUCUCCGAUGACGAAAGAACCGACAGAGAACUACUCCAACCAUUGGAGACACAGAAACUUCCAUUUGACAAGUCGGUCUGCAUUAGGUUGGUCUGCAAUGCUUUCUCUAUACUCGGUAAUCAUUAUCUUUACUCGUCUUCAUCUCUUGUGGGCGUGGCUGAUGUCGUCAAACAGACCACGCCUCUUCUCAACCUCUCCACCCCCGCCAUACUUCAGUAUCACGCUAGGUACCUCAUCUCUUGUGUGGUGAAGACAACCUCCUCUUACCCUCUCUGCAAGGAUCAUUUACAGUUGUCACUGAUUAAAAACCAGUUAUUAAACCAGGCUAAUCAGUCAUUGUUCCAACCAGAACUCUAUCAACACUUGCUAUUAAUCCUACUCACCAUCUGUCGAUCACAUGUUGAAAACCUUGCACUUAUAUCAUCACCUUUGACUCAGAUUUUCCGAACAUGUUUCCGUGACGACGAACCAAAAGACGGGGAAGUCCCUGAUUCAGUGGCUGAUGGUUGUGGUCUUUGGGCUGAGCUUGUUGAUAAAUUGAAUGAAGUGUUUUGGGCUCUGUACAGGAAAAGACCAUCAAACUUAAACAUUGCACCUGUUUGCAACACAGGUAUCUAUUGA
Messenger RNA from Amphimedon queenslandica, 2164 nucleotides. RefSeq names its product E3 ubiquitin-protein ligase UBR4-like. Bases 11 to 2164 code for a protein of 717 amino acids. Lineage: Eukaryota; Metazoa; Porifera; Demospongiae; Haplosclerida; Niphatidae. The record is from RefSeq and is a predicted model, not a curated record. The transcript has 15 exons. Gene Ontology annotation, molecular function: protein binding.